AUGCGUGAACUAAAAUUAUAUCAUGCGUUUGUAUCUUUUUCAGGGACGCGCACCUCUUCUGAAGCAUGCGAGUUUUGUCCCGGUCAUCUGGUUUGUGGCGAGACUGGACUAUUUAUUUUUUCACCUAUUGAGUACAUCCAAAUGAGCAAACUGGAUGAAGUUCAUGAUUUGAUAUUUAAUUUCGUCAAGAAGGACGUCGGCGGUGCUGACAGGGGACCAUCUGAAUGCUUUGAUCGCCGUCCUAUAUCAUUGAUGCUGGUCGCUAAUAAUGAUCAGCUCGAGCGUAGUAAACUUAUAAAGAUUACAAAUAUUUGGCGUCCGGAUUGGCUGAAAGAAGGUGUACAAGUUGCUUCUGGAAAACAUUCCUCUAUGUCCGCUUUUCCAAAGAAAGCUGACCUCCCAGUUGUUAAGAGAAAGAUAACCUCGUGUUCAUUGCCCGACAAACUCAUCCGAUGUUUUCGGGAUGAACACUACAACCCAGAUGUGCACCAUGUUUCGAAAAAGGGCAUUGUUGCCUCGCCAGUUUACAACAUAGAUGAUUUAGACCAAGCCUGGGUGACCACUGUUAAUGAAGAGCGGACGCGUUUGCAACAGGAAAGGAUCCAGGACUGGAUGCUUGAGGACGUUUUAGACGCGGCUGAGCAGAUUUGCUUCGUCAAGUCCCAUCUUAGUACUCUGACCGAUGAGGGGCUUAAAAAUCUCGAAUAUGAUGAAGACGCCAAAUGUGAUGUUUGUCAAUCAUACAAUGGUGAGGACGGCAACGAGUUGGUCUUUUGCGAAAAAUGCAACGUGUGUGUGCACCAGGCCUGCUAUGGUAUCCCAAACUUACCAGAUGGUCCUUGGCACUGUCGACUUUGUGAGAUGGAGGCACAUUUAACCGCGCGAUGUGCGCUUUGUCCCAAUAAAGGUGGUGCAAUGAAACUUAUAGAUGAUUACAGGUCUUGGUGCCAUGUGAGCUGUGCGUUGUGGGUUCCAGAGGUUUCGUUUCAAGACGUCGAUUUGAUGGAACCCAUCACCAAUAUCAAUGGUAUUCCACAGGCGAGAAAAAACUUGGUCUGUGUACUUUGCAAAAUUCAUUACGGCGCGCCUAUUCAGUGCUCUGUGAAGAAAUGUAAAGUGGCCUUCCAUGUAACAUGUGCUUUUCAGCAUAACAUGACUAUGAUACAGGAGCUCAGUGGAUAUGAUGUUCGCCUCCUGGUGAGUCAUUACUGUUUACCGCUUUCAUUGUGGCUUACGCUCGACUCACUAUUCGGGAAUAUCUGUGAGUCGGGGUGGUCCUUUGUAGGGGGUCACUGUCCUAAGCACAGCAGUAAGGAGUAUCAGUUGCGAUUGGCACAGCUCCGGUUGUUGAAAAAGCCGACGGCUCAGCAUGCUGACACUGAUUUCACUCCUGUUGCUAGUAGCACUAACCCUCUUAGUCCCUCACCUUCGAAAAGUGACGCGUCGCCGGACAAAUAUGUACCCACCUCGGAGCGGCGGCCACGUGGACCAAGAAAGCAUCAAGACACGAACGAUCCUACUGCCAACUUCUACAUGCACGUCACCCGUGACGAUGUUGUCGCUCUUCUGCACCGGUGGGCACAGCAGAGGAGCUCAAAACGGUCCAGUGGCACUACUUCUUCUGAUCAGAGCCACCAGGUGCCUCUCGAUAUCGUUGAGCAGCUGCUCACCUAUUGGCGCCUUAAACGACGCAUCAAUUUCAACAAACCUCUCGUUGUAGAGGUGCCUCAACGCUGGUUUACGGAGCCCCUGCCCUCUCCCGCCGACUUUCCCGUUAGCUCUGGUGAGGUUGUAGAACGCUGUAAGGAUGUUCGCCUCAGUCUCGACCGUGCCCGUCUCAUAUGCGAUAUGGUGCUGAGCCGCGAAAAGAAGAAAACCACUCUGGUGCGCACCAUGAAGAGCAUCUCACAUGUUCAGCUUGACACUGUGGUUGAGGAUCCCGUAGCAGCUUGCGCGGAUGAGGUGAUAGCCAAGGCGCAUAUUGGGUCUUCAGUGUAUGAUACUACAGAUUAUUCGGCGUUGAGCAUUGUUGAGAGUUCAGUGGUUGGGGGAGCCAAGGCGAAACCGGCCGGUUAUAUAAUGACGGGUAAUCCAGUGGUGGAUAGUCUCCCCCCAGACCAGCUUGUUGUCGAUCCGUUUAUACUAGCACGACUGCGGGCGUCAUUUUCGAGGAAGAGGGGCAGACGAAGACAACGACCCCUAAAUGAGGGGCGAGUAGGAGCAGAGGUGUGUCGGCAGCCAAAACUCAGCGAUUUCCUGACAGCUCCGGUGAGGCGGCGUGGAAGGCCGCGAAAGGCUCUUACAGCGGUUCAGACAAACAGUGACGUGCAGGCGAUGGCAGGGCUGCAGGACCCCGACGACACCGAGGAUACCCUUGAUGUGUCCUAUAAUAGUCUAUCCUAG
This is a messenger RNA of Echinococcus granulosus, 2403 nucleotides long. RefSeq lists its product as hypothetical. The coding region runs from base 1 to 2403 and encodes 800 amino acids. The transcript is spliced from 9 exons. Gene Ontology annotation, biological process: regulation of transcription by RNA polymerase II. Lineage: Eukaryota; Metazoa; Platyhelminthes; Cestoda; Cyclophyllidea; Taeniidae. The record is from RefSeq and is a predicted model, not a curated record.